AUGGCCCAUUCCAGGACGUUAUAUAUUCUCAUAUUUGGAUUUUCAUUCUUGACUGCAAAACAGAGAAUAGAAAUCGUAUUUAAAAGUUCAUUUAGCACUAGGGCCGAAAUAAGACGAAAUCGCCUGGUAUCUCAAGAAUCAUUGGAUUAUUUAAGACCUCCUGUAAAAAAAAUUGGCGAGCUCACUGGCUCUGUCAGCAAUUUAGACACUAGUUUAGACGGCGCACGACUAUUUAGACAUUUUCGUGCAAAAUUGUCUAAGAAAACUCAAUAUUCCGAGGUAAAGAGAAGAAAUACAGAAACAUCAUCUCCUUUGAUAUUAAAGAGAAAUACUGACAAAGAGAUAUCAGAAAUUCACGCGUGUCCAAGAAACAUUAGUAUAUCCGAUAAUCAAGAAAACGAGAGAAAACUGUUGACGAAACAUAUUCUCAGUGAUAUAAAUAAACCCGUAAUAAAAGUGACUGUCAUACCAAAAACAGUGCAAACGCAAACCUCUCAUUUAUAUAAAAAGCGAAAACAUAUAACAAAAAAGGUCCAAGCAACAGUAUCGAACCACGAGAACUCCAUUCAAGCUAAAAAUCUAUUCCUAGUUGUCGGGGGUCAGCCAAAGGAUUGUGUUUACGAAUUAAAAAGAACUGGCAGCGUCAAGCUUGUCAAUACGGACUUACAAAAAUACCACAACGAUGAAGAAAUCCCAUUAGAUCGGCUAUCUAGUCUAAAAUUAGUAUUGGAUUCUUUAAACAUGAAUAAAAAGAAAGAGAAGAGUGGAAAAAGAAGUCCAAAGAAGUCGAGGGGGAGUUCUCCUGAAGCGGUAAAUGUGUCACGACAUCUUCAAGGGAACGAAACCAUUAGGGAGUGUACAUGCCCGAUUACAGCGAAGGGUGAAAAAAGCUGUGUAAGAAUUACUGGUCAUCUAGGGCUGGCAGACAACGAUCGCUAUGUUUUAAGAUACGCCGCCACUCUUGAUGAUAGACCAGGUUGGUUAAAACGUCGAAACAAUUACCAUAAAACAUGUAAAGCUGAGGAGCUCGACGACCUAGUGUUUUGCGCGUGCUAUCUAGAUAGCACGUGCUGUUUAGCCAAACAGCUUUCGUUAAUUUCGGUCAUAGGAUGGAUGACCUAAAAUUAAUUAUCUCGAGUUCCUCCGUGCUUCGGAAGUUCCAUCCUUGCUACAUUUGUAGAUGUUUAGGGCCUUAUUACAUUUUGACUGUUAUUAUUUUUGCUUAAAUUGGUCAACUUUAGCGAUCUUGAUCUCGGAUUCGAAAAUAUAUUACUAAUUUUUACGUAUGAAUAGUGCAAAAUAACUAUUGGCAUAAUUCCUAACUUGCUUUUCGUAAAUUGUUCUUUACAUUCUAAUUUAACAAAAAAUUGUAGAGAAUGGUUUUUCCAAAAAACUUGACUGUAAGUUGACUGUGAAUUUCUCCUAUCUACGAUAUUAUUAUUGAACAAAGUAAAAUCUAGAAUAAUUUUUACUUCAUAAAGAAUAAAGAGAUCAUAAUUUUUAAGCAAAUAUUUAUUAUCCUAUUUAAAUAAAAACGAUAAAAAUAUCUGCAAAAUUACUAAAAUAUGCGAUGUGCCGGCAGUCCACUUCAAUUUCUAUUCUUAACAAUCCAACUCUUGGUCCAAGUGUCUUAUUUGAUACCAUCCAUAGAGAAGGCCUAUGUAGAGUUGAGGUUAUUAAUAGGCUAAUAGUGUUGAUUAGCUACAACAUGUGUUACUCAUUAAAAUUAUUAAUGAUUUGACCGAGACUUGUUGCUCAACGAAGCGUGAUGAACGAAGAACUCAAAGGGAUACUAAGAUACAAACUGAUUUCUCACAUGAAUCUUCGGGAAUUGCUGAUACAAAGUCUACAAAUGCAAGGCAAUUAUCUCACGGCACGCAAGUUAAUUUUGAAAUAGGAUUCAUAAAUUCCGAUAACACUAAAACUAUCAAUUCUAUGCAAGACGAAAGUGUUCAGUGUUGCUGUACUGACGCUAAUACAAAUGAUACUUGUUGUAAAGAGUCGUCUUCAGAUAGCGAAGUUGAUAAUAAAUCUUUGAAAAGGUGUCAAAGUCCCAUGGUUGUUAUAUCUGUGUAUCCAAUGCAAAAUGGUGAAAAUGUUAAAGUUUUGAAAAAACCUCCCAUUGAUAAGAAGACACUUUGGGCAGAGAGAUCUUUAAAUAUUAACAAUAACAAUGAAGACCAACAAAAUAAUAAUAUUAAUAAGAUUACUAGGGAAAGCAGAUCCGCUAAUAAAAAUCCAAGGAGAUUUUUUGCAAAUAAGAACCCAGGCAGAUCUAGAAGUCGAUCACCAUCACCACAGAAAGAAUAUCAAAUUAGGAGUAAUGACAAUGAUAAGAGAGUAUUGAAAAGCAAAAUAGAUAGAAAAAUCAGUCCUAUGCGAGAAACGACUGUAACAUCGAAUUGGGACAAUCGGCAAGUUAAAAUCAAUCAAGAUAAAUUAAAACGUAAUAAAGAUCGCAAUAAAACUUGGACUAGAUAUGAAAAGUGGCGUAUCAACGAACAUAAAAGUACAAACACAGACUAUAAUGUUACAAAGAAACUGUUGGUUGAGAAUUAUACGAAACAUCUGACGGCUUUUAUGCAAAACAACAAAAUUAAAAAUGAAUGCACUUGUACAAGAAGCAAUGACUCUAAUGUUCAAGUGAAUAUUGACGGCAGUGAUCAAUGUUACGAUGUUACGCUUUGUCAAGGAAAACAUAUUACCGAUUUAAAAGUGAGAAAAACUAAGAAAAGAGCAGCAGACGCCAAGGGAACUGAUAAAAUAAACGAUAGUGAAAAAAAUGAAACAUCGUCAUUAAAAAAUUUGUUAUUAAUACCGGAAUGCGAAUCGAACGGCCGGUCUAUUUCACAGGCUCUUUCCGCUGAAAAUCAGCAACGGAAUGAAGAUACGUUUCCCAGAAUACGAAUCAGAGAUAGUUUAGAAAUAAAACACAGUGAUAACAAUAGCAAAACUUCAACAAAAAUAUCUAACAACCAACUAAAAAGAUGUGCAUGCUCCGACAUUACAAUAAAAUCGAGCAAUUCCAUAAAAGCCAGGAACACCACACUUUCUAGGCUGCCCAAAAUGAAAUGCGCAUGCAAAUUAUCUGUAAGCAAACGACUUGAGUAUUGCAAGUAUCUAAAUAACAGAACUUACCAGCAGAACCAAGAUACAUCACCACAAACUGAAUCAAACCAAAAAAAUAUGCAAUGCGAAUGUAGCUUGAGUACGCAAAUCUCCAGCGCUGACAAAAAAGACGUACAGUGCGAAUGCAAUAUAUCAGUGUCGAGCUUUCAUAGUAAUAAAGUUAUAGAAGCUUCAAAAAAAUCUGGUUACAACAAUGAUAACAAAGCCACUCAAUAUGAAGAUACCCCUGUUCAACAUACAUCAUGGUAUCAACAACUUAUACUGAAUCGAAACAUACAAGUAUUCUUACAAGUGGAACAGUUCUCAAAACAAAAACCAAUAAUAUUAUCCAGGAAACAAUAUGAUAAAGUAAAAAGAACAAUAGAGAACACUUUAUCAAAUAAAUCGAAGCGCAACAAAUGUAUUUGUAAAAGUAGUUUACUUUCCUUGGGAGAAGUAAGACGGAAAAGUAAACGUCAAAAGUCCAUAUUAGAUAACAAAGAAGUAGAAACACAGCUCUACGGUGGUAGCAGUGAGUCAAAGACUGACAACAGUAGUGUAAAGAAUACCAAACAAGAAAACACGUACUUGUUAUUAACAAGAGAACAAAAUACUAAUGAAAAAGAUGAGGAAACUCCUCGUCAAGUGGCAUCAAAAGUAGAAUUUCGAAUCUCUAGCCUGUCAUAUACAAAGUACGUAGCGUUCUCAUCAACCAAUGUGGAAGUGGGGUCCACUGGUUCUGCAUUUGAUGACAGACCUUCACUUUCUCUCCAUACAAUUUUUAAAGGUCGGAGAAAAUGCACGUCCCCAAAUUUAGGUACAUCGAUGUGCUCUUUAAACUCUGAAGAAGAUACCGGAGAGCUCAAGUCUAAAAAUCACCAGCCAAUUAACGAACCCAAGAUAAAGAAACCGUUCCUGAGAAGGUUGAUGUCCUGCCUCGUGAUGCGAUCAGCUAGAUUAACCGAGAUGAACGCUAAAAUAAAGGCUGCUACGCGACCUUCAAAUAAGCCAUCCAUCGAUAGCUCUUUUGACUCCUACCAUAUUAGCAGUUCAUUCUGCGUAAGCUAA
This is a messenger RNA of Diatraea saccharalis (sugarcane borer), 4176 nucleotides long. NCBI's taxonomy places the organism in Eukaryota, Metazoa, Arthropoda, Insecta, Lepidoptera, Crambidae. The record is from the annotation of a GenBank genome assembly.